Molecule: messenger RNA, 1824 nt
Organism: Platichthys flesus (European flounder)
Lineage: Eukaryota; Metazoa; Chordata; Actinopteri; Pleuronectiformes; Pleuronectidae
Product: nectin-3-like protein
Exons: 6
Coding region: 210-938 (242 amino acids)
Source: RefSeq, a predicted model, not a curated record
AUGUCGACACGAGAGCGGAAACUUAGGUUCUGCAGCUGAAACAUGAUUCUAUUCACUAUUUUAACUCACUGUCUAACAGUAAUUCACCAUUGACACCUAAUGAAUUGCGUAAAUUCACGUGUUUGGACCAUAGAUUGUAUAUGGUUUGGACAUACAGCUGUACCUGAAGGUGUUUCUGUUAUUUUGUCCACCACCUGUAGUUUUGAACAAUGAAAACCGGCAGCACAUCAACUCUCAUACUGCUGGAGAUGAUCUACGUCACGUUGCUCCCAGCUCUGAAUGCACAAACAGUCAGUGUCCUGCCCGUGGUGACUGGAUAUCUCAGGCAUGAUGUAACCCUGCCAUGCCACUUCAUCAAAGCAUCAGUAAAUGACACUGUAACUCAGGUUCAGUGGAAUCAGCUUGAACCAGAGGAAAAGACUAUCGUUGUAUUUAAACCCCCAUCUGACUUGAACAUCCCUGUUCCUGCUCUGAAAGAGAAGGUGGAACUCACAGAACAGUCGUUAAUAAUUAAAGCUGUUGAACUGGAGGAUGCAGGGCUGUACAGGUGUGUCCUUUCAACCUUCCCCAGUGGUUCAUUUGAGGGAACGACCAAACUCAUUGUUCGAGAACAGCUGCCAUUAUCAUCAGGGGAGGUGUCCGCUAUAGUGAUUGCUGUCAUACUGCUGGUGGGGAGCAUGGCAGCCAUAACGUAUUUCUUCUUCAUCAGAAGGUGUGACUCUUCAGUCAGCCACAGUGUCUUCAGUGACACAGGUGGGACAGUGAUGGAUGUGUCCAAGUCAUCUGGCAUUGAAAGAGCUGAGGACGUGGUCUACUCUGGAGUCAAGCUCAAACCACUGAGAGGCGAGACGACCUCGAGCAACGACGAACACAGGAGGCCAUCGAACGCAGACGUGACAUACGCAGAUGUUAUGAUUUUGGGUCGGAAGCCAAAAUGAGGGCAUAAAUAAUAAAUCACUUUCAAAGCUGCUGUUUGUAAGUUACAUUUACUAUAGUCUUGGUAUCAUUCCACAUAUUGUAAUAUGGAUGAAUGGACCUGUGGUCUGAGUACCAGCUAAACGACAGCCAUUCUCGCCGCUCUGUGAGGCCACGAUCUUCAACCAUUUAAUCAAUUAAUUAUCAAUUUAAUAACUGGCACGAGACAAACUCCAGCUGAGGCUGAUGAGAGUAUAACCUAAUCUAGAAUGACCCUUUACUUCGCUUCACUAGAUUUCUUUGAAAUCGUGGCGUAGUUUUUGCAAAAUAUCCUUGCAGUAUAAAACAUAGCCUUUUUGGAGAAGGUAAUAACACUUUGUCCUGAGAGGCAGCUCGAUGAAAAAUCUGUAAGGAGGUAAUUCCAAAACAUCCUCCUUUAAUAUGUGAAUUAGAUUUGAUUACCUGUAGCUGCUCCUGGAUUUCAAUAAAGAGCUUCUGAGUUCUGAGUCCAUCUGCUUUCAGUCAUUUGUGCAGAAAUUGCUUCAUGUAAAUGUUUCUUGUGGCUGUUUUUCUUGCUUAAGAAAGUUACAAAAUAUGGUUUGCACAGUUGCUGUCAUGGUGGAUACCUGCUUGUGCUUCUUCUCUUAUUCAACUGGCAACUAUAUUUUUGUAGGGGUACAUCGGGCUUUUCCAUGUUGGACACCAUCAGUGAACAUCACUGACUAUGUCUCAUUAUUUCCUGGAAUACAUAUCAUGCAUUUUAAAAUAAAGACAGAGUCAAUGACAGAUAAUGGCGUCGAUAUUCUAUAAUUUUAUUUAUUAUUAAGAAGUGUUUCACAAAGAUGUUGAAUUGUUUGUCACCUGUUUCCUCUCUGAUGCACUUGAAUUAAAGGGACAUUGUUUAAUGCA